Protobothrops mucrosquamatus (brown spotted pit viper) is the source of this 852-nucleotide messenger RNA. RefSeq names its product cytochrome P450 2J2-like. The record is from RefSeq and is a predicted model, not a curated record. Lineage: Eukaryota; Metazoa; Chordata; Lepidosauria; Squamata; Viperidae. Bases 1 to 852 code for a protein of 283 amino acids. Gene Ontology annotation, biological process: xenobiotic metabolic process; arachidonate metabolic process. Gene Ontology annotation, molecular function: oxidoreductase activity, acting on paired donors, with incorporation or reduction of molecular oxygen, reduced flavin or flavoprotein as one donor, and incorporation of one atom of oxygen; iron ion binding; heme binding. Gene Ontology annotation, cellular component: cytoplasm; intracellular membrane-bounded organelle. The transcript is spliced from 6 exons.
AUGACGCCCAGGCUCAAUGAUUUGCUUCCAUGGCUAAUGAAACAUCUCCCAGGACCUCAUCAGAAGAUACAAGAGUCCAUAGAGAAAGGUUUAUUAAUUAUAAAGGAAGAGGCAGAAAAACACAUUCAAGGUUUGGCCCAGCGUCAGCCAAAGGAUUUCCUAGAUCUGUAUCUACUCGAGAUAGAAAAGAAACACAGUGAACCCAACUCUACCUUUGAUAAUGGAAACAUGACUCAUAGCAUUCUGGAAUUGUUUUUUGCUGGGACAGAAACAACAGCAAGUUUUCUGCAAUGGGCUUUGUUCUUCAUGGUGGCAUAUCCAGAUAUCCAAGAUAAAGUCUACAAAGAAAUGGAAACUGCUUUGGGUUCCUGUGACUCAGUCUGUUACGAAGACCGGUGGAAAUUGCCUUACACUCACGCUGUGCUUCAUGAAAUUCUACGUUUAAAAUACGUCUUAUUGGUUAGUGGUCCCAGGCAAACGGUGACAAAUGUAAACACAUGUGGCUUUUUUAUUCCAAAGGGAACGUUCGUUCUUAUAGAUUUACAUUCAGUUCUUCGGGAUCCCAAGCAAUGGGAGAGGCCUGAGGAAUUCAAUCCAAAUCAUUUUUUGGACAAGGAUGGGAAUUUUAUGAAGAGAGAAGAAUUUCUGCCAUUUGGAGCAGGGGCUCGUUUUUGUGUGUGGGAAGCCUUAGCCAGGAUGGAAUCUUUCCUUUUCUUUACCAAUCUGCUCAGGACCUUCAAAUUGCAGCGGCCAGAAGGCACGAAAGAACCCAGUCAGGAACCGCUAAUAGGACUUAUCUUACAUCCUCACCCCUUUAAACUCUGUGCUGUUCCUCAUUGCCGGCCAUCCUAA